AUGAAUAUUGGUAAUUUGGCUUCACCGUCUGGGGGACGUCUGCGACGUUCAAAGUACUUCAAGAGGCAAAAUAGAGUUCAACCGGAUGAAAGGGAGGUCAGGAAACAGGUGUCGGAACCAACGCCCUCAACCGGCGCACCCAUUUUACAGAAACACGAGUCCUAUCCACAGUAUUCAGCUUCAAAGACAAAUCGCAAACCAAGAACCGAGCACGCGGUGGGGUCGCUGUUGAUACGAGCAGUGGCGGUGGUGGAUCGUCAGACGUCGACCGGCAGCACAUCGACAGCAACAUACACAGACACGGCGGAGGCAGCGCAGACACAACGGACAUCACUCACGGACAGCAUAGACGCGACACACACGCAGCGAGCUUCACACACGCCCGCAGUGCGUUCCGGACCACCGCUCUCAUGCAACUUCUGCUGGAACACGGUCGACGAAUGCGGUAGAAUACUACGACGAAAAACACAAUACCACUGCCCGGAAUGUCGCACCAAUCUAUGUAUAGUCCCGUGCUUCCAUGAAUAUCACGACAGUAACGGAGACGUGACGGCCAGCGCCAGAUGA
Messenger RNA from Danaus chrysippus (African queen), 567 nucleotides. NCBI's taxonomy places the organism in Eukaryota, Metazoa, Arthropoda, Insecta, Lepidoptera, Nymphalidae. The record is from the annotation of a GenBank genome assembly.